AGUUACUGUCUGUUUUCGGCAACGAAGUGCCACAUCAGUCGACAAUUUCACAUUGGUAUGGAGAAUUCAAACGUGGACGGGUGACAAAGAACUGUUAUUGCGGAUAGGUUUGCCAAAAGUCAUCACCGAGCUUCGAAAAAUCAACCUCGAAAGAAGAAUCAUCCUCCACCAAGACAAUGCAGGCUCAAAGCCCAAUAACAAGGCAGUAUUUAACAGGAGAAAACGUGCAAUUAUUGGACCAUCCUCCAUAUAGUCCCGAUCUAAGUCCUAACGAUUUCUUUACUUUCCCGAAAAUUAAAAUCAGACUGCGUGGUCAAAGGUUCCAGUCACCAGAAGAAGCAGUUGACACAUUCAGAAAUGCCGUUUUGGAUCUGCCAGCAAACGAGUGGAAUAAGUGCUUCGGAAAUUGGUUCGAGCGCAUGCAGAUGUGUAUUAAUCUUCGUGGAGAAUACUUCGAAAAACAGUAAAGUCAUUUAAAACCAGCUACCGUCUUGUUUUAUUUCCAUAUGCAAAACUUAAAAGACAUCCCUCG
Acanthoscelides obtectus is the source of this 532-nucleotide messenger RNA. The record is from the annotation of a GenBank genome assembly. NCBI's taxonomy places the organism in Eukaryota, Metazoa, Arthropoda, Insecta, Coleoptera, Chrysomelidae.